GUCUUGUCUUUAUUUUUAUUUUUUAAAGAUCUGUUAAGACAAAUAAUUUCGUCAAGAAUUGAUUUUAAAUGAUUGCCGUCAGGAUUGGCUUGGGUAUCCUGUGCAUCUUGUAACGAAGCAGCACUUUUAACACAGAUGGCCGCUCAAUGUGUGUCGAAGGUCGAGCUCUCCAUCUCUUGCAAUAAUCUGCUGGAUAAAGAUGUUGGAUCCAAGUCUGAUCCACUCUGUGUUCUGCUGCAGAGUGUCGGGGACGACAAAUGGUCGGAGGUGGAACGAACAGAGAGAGUGAAGAAUUGCCAGGACCCAGAGUUCUCAACAAAACUUCACAUUGACUACCACUUUGAGAAGGUGCAGAAACUAAAGUUUGGCGUCUAUGAUAUUGACAACAAAUCUGUUGACCUCAAGGAUGAUGACUUCUUGGGAGGCUUUGAAUGCACCCUUGGCCAGAUUGUGUCAUCUAGGAAGAUCACCAGACCCCUUCAGCUCAAGGCAACAAAACCGGCUGGGAAAGGCACAAUAACAAUCACAGCUGAAGAGGUGAAAGACAACAGGGCUGUUGUGAUGGAAGUAGAGGCCAAAAACCUGGAUAAAAAGGAUAUGUUUGGGAAAUCUGAUCCAUUCUUGGAGUUUUUCAAGCAGGAAGAAGAUGGGAAGUGGCAACUAGUUCACAGGACUGAGGUCAUCAAAAAUAAUUUGAACCCAUCUUGGAAAAAGUUUACUGUUUCCCUGCAUACAUUCUGUAGUGGUGACCUGAAUAAACCAAUAAAGGUUCAUUGUUUUGAUUAUGAUAGCGAUGGCACUCAUGAUCUCAUUGGUGUGUUUCAAACUAAUGUGUCAGAUCUGCAGAAAGCAGCUACUGGCUCCCCGGUUGAGUUCGACUGCAUCCAUCCAGAGAAGCAAAAGAAGAAAAAGAAUUAUAAGAACUCUGGGGUCAUCAGGAUUAAGUAUUGCAAGCUGGAGGCACAGUAUUCAUUUCUGGAUUAUGUAAUGGGAGGUUGCCAAAUUAACUUCACGGUGGGCAUUGACUUUACUGGCUCUAAUGGAGACCCCCGCUCCCCUGACUCUCUGCACUAUCUCAGCCCUAACGGCGUAAACCAGUAUCUGUCAGCCCUCUGGUCCGUUGGCCAGGUAGUCCAAGACUACGACACUGAUAAACUUUUCCCAGCAUUUGGAUUUGGUGCUCAAGUUCCUCCAAACUUCCAGGUAUCCCAUGAGUUCCCAUUGAACUUCAACCCCAAUAGCCCAUAUUGUCAAGGAGUGCAAGGCAUUGUGGAGGCCUACCGGAUGGUUUUGCCUCAAAUUCGUCUCUAUGGACCCACCAACUUCUCCCCCAUUAUAAAUCACGUGGCCCGUAUUGCAGCUGGAGCCGCCCAGCAACCAAAUGCAGCACAAUACUUUGUGCUGUUGAUCAUCACUGAUGGAGAAAUCACUGAUCUCGACCAGACCAGACAAUCCAUAGUGAACAGCUCCAAACUGCCCAUGUCCAUCAUCAUCGUGGGUGUGGGUGAGGCAGACUUUAAGGCCAUGGAGUUUCUGGACGGGGACAAUGGAGUUCUCAAAUCUGUGACUGGAGAACCAGCAGUCAGAGAUAUUGUGCAGUUUGUGCCCUUCAAGCAGUUUGCCAGUGCUCCCAAAGAAGCGCUGGCUCAGAGUGUUCUAGCCGAGGUGCCAAAUCAGCUGGUGUCAUACUUUAAAAUGAGAAAUAUGGCUCCUGUCAACCCACCUUCACCUGUCAAGUAGACACCGGUUGGGAGACUGAAUUGUAGGCUUCUAAAAGAAAUAGGAGUUAGUUAGAAUUGGUAUGGGCCACCACUAGAGGGAACCACAGCUCUGUUAAAGGAAGACUUUCAUUAGAGUUCUUUCUCAGUCCUUCAUAUUUUUCUUUUACUUUCCAAGAUGGUCAUUCCUUAUAUUAUUCUUUUCCAACUGGAGAACUUUUUAUAUAAAUGUCUUUUUUUUAUAGAUCUAUUUCUCUAUAUUAUUCCAUAUAUUUUUGUAUUAUUGUUCAUGAAUACAGAUGCCUUGGGUUUUUAAGCCAAUAUUUGAAAUCACUUUUAGGCCUUGCUUUGCUUUUUGAUGUAGUUGUAUGCCAUAUCAAUUGGGAAUGCUGUUGUUUCUGCGAUCUAGUAUUUGUCAGAAGAAAAAAAAACUGAAUGACUCCAAUCGCAUUCAAUCACUUUGCUGCAAUUAAUAAUCACAAAUAAUCAUGGUGCCAUAACAGAGUGAGUAGCUAUAACUUUACCAAAGAAAUUGCUGCAUGUUUUUCAAUAGCAAACUGUUCUAAUAUAGUGUGAAGCUAGAAUCUUUGAGAUUUGUUUUGCUAAUAUGUUAUCAUUGUUUUGAUGUAGUAUGAAUUUGAGUAGAAUGGAUUUUAAAAAUACUGGUUUACUUGUAUAAAGACACAGACAUUGGGAUCAUAGAACUCCUUAUCCGUUAUGCCUUUUUAUUUUGAGGAUUUUGUACAUUGUGUCAAAUACUAUUUUAAAGAUUUUAAAGAUAAAGAGCUGUUAAUUUUAUCUAACUCAAAUGUUUGCACCUUAAUCGCACAGUAAAGUUAAUUGCACUUCUCUAGAUCUAUUGAUUUUAGAAAUGUACUCUUGCUCUUGCCACGUAAAGCCUUAUGGGACUAUUAUCUUGUUUAAAGAAUCUUUUUAGGGAAUGGUAUUGUAAUCAUAUGAAUGAUUUUCUUCUUAGUAAUUCAACAUGUUCUUCAAAAGCCAUUGUCACUCAGUUACACCAAUUUUAGUGUCACAAAAAAUGCUGAAUAAAAUAAAAUUGCCUUAUUAACACACACAAGACGUGUAUGUCUGUCUGUGCAACAAAAAAA
This is a messenger RNA of Carassius auratus (goldfish), 2827 nucleotides long. RefSeq names its product copine I (gene cpne1). Bases 136 to 1740 code for a protein of 534 amino acids. Gene Ontology annotation, cellular component: plasma membrane. Gene Ontology annotation, molecular function: calcium-dependent phospholipid binding. Gene Ontology annotation, biological process: regulation of canonical NF-kappaB signal transduction; positive regulation of tumor necrosis factor-mediated signaling pathway; cellular response to calcium ion. The transcript is spliced from 17 exons. The record is from RefSeq and is a predicted model, not a curated record. Lineage: Eukaryota; Metazoa; Chordata; Actinopteri; Cypriniformes; Cyprinidae.